AUGAGAUACCUGCCGCAGGGUCUCUGGCACCUGCGCAGACGGAAAAGAACCGAAAAGUCGAAGCGGUACGCGAGGAUCGACGAUAACUACGACUCUAUCGAACAGGUGAGACAGCAACCAAGGGAGGGAAGGCUAUCCAGAGGAUCAACAUAGAUCUGUUCACUGCCAUGGGUCACCAAAUUGUACCUAAUUAGUCCCCAUAAAUCUACGUAUAUAUUUUCCCCCAUCCAACUAUAUCCCCGGUGGGCUGUCUUAUCUUUUUUCAGUGGUCUCAAUUUCGCCGGUUUACCUGACGUUGACUUUAUGCCUUCCUCUUUGCUCUAGGUCAAGGAAGCGCUUAGAAACGCAGGUCUUGAAUCGUCAAACCUCAUUAUAGCGGUUGACUUUACAAAAUCUAAUGAAUGGACAGGUUUGUUCUUGAAUUCCAUUAUCCUGGAAAAUAUAUCGUCAUCUGAAGGUUGACUAAAUAGAAUGCCUGCUGAAUUCUUAUGUAGUUAUGCCAUUCUUAUAGACAAAGCACAGAGAGGCUACUAAGUAAAGCCUUUAUUACACCAUGUCUUCAUUUUUUUUCUUCUGAAAGCACAUGCUCAUGCAGGGGAGAAAUCCUUCGAGGGAAAGAGCUUGCAUGACCUUGAUCAUCCUACUCUGAAUCCAUACGAACAAGCGAUAUCUAUCAUUGGACAGACCCUCUCUGGAUUCGACGAGGAUGAUCUGAUACCCUGCUAUGGUUUUGGUGAUGGUGAGUAAUUUAACCUAACUGACAGAAUAACUUUGUAUGAUCCGCCGUUUAUUCAGUAGUUUUGAGUCACUUAAUAGCUUAAAAAGAGUAAAUUAAUUAUGCGCAGUGACCACACAUGAUGAAGAUGUCUUUAGUUUUCUCCCUGAUGACAAGCCUUGCAAGGGCUUUGAGGAAGUGCUGAGAGUAUAUAGGGAGAUAGCUCCACGUGUUAGGCUAUCUGGUAAAUAUACUACAUAAUCUUGACACCUACUACUUAUUCAUAACCCUUUGACUGAUUUUCAAGUGUGACGUUGAUUUUUACAGGGCCAACAUCAUUUGCACCAAUCAUUGAGACCGCCAUCAAUAUCGUAGAUAAGAGUGGAGGUAGAUAUCAUGUAUUACUGAUAAUUGCCGAUGGGCAGGUGAGAAAUUGGCCAUGCAUGAUUAGUUAGCUUAUACUGUUGAUUUUUUGCACUGCAUGUUUUGAUAUUUUUUUAUUUUGAUAGAAUUUUCCUAUAUUUGUGUUGAAAGGUCACACGAAGCGAUGAAAUACCACAUGGGAAGUUUAGUUUGCAAGAAACCAAAACUAUCAAUGCCUUAGUGAAAGCAAGGUGCACAUUUAUGAAAAAAUUAGACUUGAACUAAUUUAAAUUUCUGAAAUAACUGGAAGAUUUGAAUCUUAGACUAUGUUUUAAUAUGUAUAUUGUUGAAUCUGUUGUCAAUUUAUUCAUUCUUUAGUUGUCUAUAUAUUCCUUUUAUCCUUAAUAAAUUCCAUGUUCCUUUGAUGUUAUGAUUGUUAGCACCACUUCUCAAUCAAAUCUUUGCUCAAAAAAUUAUGUACUCAAAAAAUUAUGUAUUUUUUUUCCUAGUAUGAUAUAUAUGAUUCUUGUAGUGAAUAUCCAUUGUCCAUUGUUUGUGUUGGCGUGGGGGAUGGCCCUUGGGAAACAAUGAAGAUGUUUGAUGACUUCGUGCCCGCUCGUACUUUUGAUAAUUUUCAGGUUAUACUCCAUCUAAACUUAAACCAUUGUCCCAAUUAUUCAUAUAACUCGAGAAAACCUAUAAACAUUUACUAUUUCAUACAGUUUGUAGACUUCACAGAGAUAAUGCAAGAAAACACAAACCAAGGAAAAGAGGCAAAGUUUGCAUUGGAAGCAUUGAUGGAGACUCCUGGACAAUAUCAAGCCAUUUUAAGCCUAAAUCUUCUUGGGUAUAAAUUAUAUGUUCCCUCUUGAUAAUGUCUGUUGUUCUCAUAAUAGAAGUUAUCAUAUUCUAACCUACAAAUAUUUUCUGCACAGGCAAAGAAAAGGAGUCUCAGGCAAACCACCUCUCCCUCCACCAGUUUAAUACAAGAAAUCAAAUAGUUACUAUUCAUAAGAAGAUCUUGUCGAGAUAGGUACGUUACAUAGUUUGGGAAGAUUAAAAUAUUGAAGACUUACAGAUUUGACAAUCCCAUAUGCCGAUGUUUAACUAAUAUUUCCUAGAUUAAUUUUAGUAAAGAAAUAUAUUUCCAUCUGAUUACUCAACAAUAGUAAUGAAGAACAAAAGACUCUUUUACCCCUUUAACCAUUAUUUUAUAUUUUUAAUAGCUUUUAAUUUUAUAGCAUGGCUAUCAAAUGACAAUCUAUAAAUGUGCUAUACAUGCUGCCCUUUUCGCUGAAGAUGGUGAUCAUAAAUAAAUUUCCUUAGAACAUCAGAAUGUCUUUGUUGAAGUGGACCAUUGUCUGUUUUCGAUGGGAGACAAACUCUUCAAGGAAUCCCCAGAUGCACACUAGGCAGUAGGAAUGUGGUUCACAAGGGUGUGGUAUUGUCCUUUCUAUUGGAAUUAUUUUUGGCAUCCCAAUUACUACAGACAAACUAUAAAAAAACAUUAAUAUUUCAAAUUUUCAAACUGCUAUUAUCAGUAACUUAUAUUUUGGCACCUGCAUCAAAGCUCUACUUGACUUUUAUGCACUAUGUAUCAUGAAAUAUUCCAAUAACGUAUCCAAUCAUCAUGAUUGAAUUGAAUGAAUGAGGAUACAAAACCCACUUAUGCCAUAUGAUAAACUCCACUUUUAAAAUCCUAUGUCCUCAUCCCCACUGUAAACUCUAUGGAGCUCAGCUUUCUAUGCUUUCUAUGUUUGCUUUUGACAAUAAAGUAUGAUUUAUUAUCAAAUCAAAACAUGCUCCAAGCACAAUUUCAUCGUAACAUCACCGCAACCAAAUUAUCAAUUGAUUGCUUCAAGAGGGUUGUUAUAUGUUCCCUGCCCAUGUGA
Molecule: messenger RNA, 2970 nt
Organism: Spirodela intermedia
Lineage: Eukaryota; Viridiplantae; Streptophyta; Magnoliopsida; Alismatales; Araceae
Source: the annotation of a GenBank genome assembly